Molecule: messenger RNA, 368 nt
Organism: Eurypyga helias (sunbittern)
Lineage: Eukaryota; Metazoa; Chordata; Aves; Eurypygiformes; Eurypygidae
Product: pseudouridine-5'-monophosphatase-like
Exons: 3
Molecular function (GO): phosphatase activity
Source: RefSeq, a predicted model, not a curated record
UUACUGAAGGGGAACAUGGAGAAGAGCGAUCUGGCAGGCAGCAGUGUGCCUUCCGCCUUGCUGUGUGUUCACAUGCUGAUACUGAGCAUCUCUAUACAGUAGUGUUCGAAGAGAUCUGCGGGCGUUUUGGAAAGACCUAUACCUGGGAUGUGAAAUCCUUGGUCAUGGGUAAAAAAGCACUAGAAGGGGCGCAGAUUAUUUGCGACGUUCUAGAUCUUCCAAUAACCAAAGAAGAGUUACUGCAAGAAAGUAAAAUGAAGCAGGAGAAGAUAUUCCAUACUGCUGAAUUGAUGCCAGGUAUAGAAGUGAUGGAACAUAUUAACCAAGGAAACAUGAAGUUUUAUGCUGUUCCUGCCUUUCAGAAGUGA